UGAUCCGGUGGGGAAACAGCGUGUCUGAUCGGCAGCCGAGGGUGUUUCUUCCCCCAGUUUAGGACGUGGAGCAGGGAGCGGCCCAGCGCUCGGGGCCCGCGGGGAGAGGUGCCGGAGGGCUAAGGGAGCGGUGGGGGCUGUUCUACCAUGCCCCACACACCGCAGGAUGUGCACCUGGCGUGAGGGGCUCAAGCGCGGCUGCCCGGCUGUGUCGGUGCUUUGCACAAGGCUUCAGUUACAAGAAGAUGUUUAGCUAAAAUUCCUUUGCUGCCUCUUUUGUUUGUUUGUUUUUCAGGACGAGAGGACACAGUCUUAAACUGCGUCAGGGGAGGUUUAGGUUGUGCGCUAGGAGGGAUUCCUUCACAGGAAGGGUGAUUAGACAUUGGCAUGGGCUGCCCAGGGUGGAGUCACCGUCCUGGAAAGUGUUUGAGGAAAGACUGGACGUGGCACUUGAUGCCAUGGUCUAUUUGACAAGGUGGUGUUCGGUCUUACGUUGGAUUCCAUGAUCUCAGACGUCUUUCCCAACCAAAUUCAUUCCGUGAUUUCCUUUUGGAUGGUUUUUGCCCUUUUCACCUCAUGCUAAAUGUGCAACUACGAGGCUUACCUCUUUGAUUCAGGGAUCGCAAAUAGUGAAAAUACAGCUGUGUACAAUUGUGCAUACAGUUGCAUGCCUCCAAAAUUAAUGUAGAAAUCAAGAGAGCCCUGUGAAGAAACGUGAUCAUUUCUGAAUCAUAAAUGCUGCUAGUUAUGUACACGUAAUGAGGAGCUGGUUAGAAUCUCAGCUCUGCAAGCAUUCUAGAUCAGUGAGGCUGCCCAGAUGGAUAAAAUACUACAGGUCCUGUUUUCCACUGAUCUUUGCGUCAUGGGGCAAGGAAAUUCUUGUAAAAAAGAUGUUUCAGUCUAGAUAUGAGAAUCCUAAUCAAGAGACUGUUUUCCUAAGAGUCACUGGAUUCCUACUGUUGAAGCAUGGAAGUGGUCUUGCACUAUCGACCACAUCAGAGGGAUCUAAUAAAACUGCAGAAAUUUGCAGAAGCAGCAGUGAAGGAGUUUCCCAUUCGCCAAUUACCAAGAUUUGCACCCUGGUUUCCAAGUGAUUUACACAGACUUCCCCUCAAACCAAAAAAGCAAGCACCUGUUAUUUCUUGUGAGGAAGUGGAAGAAUUGAAACAACUUUCUACACCUUCAGAAUAUGUUACAGGAUCUCCUGAUUAUGACUGCACAAAAAAUCUCCUUGAGUUUCACUCUAGCAUGAAACAUGGUCCAACUUUAAUCCAAGCACAGGCUGUUCACAGAGCAAUUAACUUGGACUAUCAAGGAGAACCAUCGCCUAAUGGAAAACAAAAAUUGAAAAGGUCUUGGAGUGUCUCUCUCCCUAGUGCUAAACUCAAAGAAAAGAUUCAUCCUUUAUCUCAAGAGCUGCAAAAUAAUUUGGAAAGACUAAAGCUGCAUGCAUUUUGUAGAGCAAAGUGGACAAUUGAACAGUCUAUUUGUAAAAACCAGAAUUUGGAGGACAUAUGGAUAAAAUUGAAUAGACUCAUUAAACAGAAUGAAUUGCCAUCUUGCAAUGCUACUAUCCAAAGAUCUGUGGGACAGAUAUGGAUUUUCUGUGAUAUAUUAUACUGUGAAUAUGUUAGAAAUAUUCUUAGGGAAAAGCUAAGCCUUACAGAUAAAAUGAAUUUGCUUGUACAUAAAUAUGGAAUUAUAUUUAGUUUAUAACUUUAGAUAUAGUUUAAUAAUAAAAUUACUGUCUGAAAUAGUAGAGUUUUUAAGCAGUUAAGUAUAUAUAGACUUUAGAACAGCUGAUAAAUUAACGGUAAGAAAACUAUUUGUAUUACUUUGCUACAGUCUUCUAACCAUAAUGAUAUAUUUUAAUUUUGUUUUGCCUCAAGACUUAUGGUUCUGUUAAGAUUAGUAAGUUUCUGUUUGGCUUAGUACUGCAUUUUAUGGCUUUUCUCUACCUUGCUGGUCUAAAGGAAAAUAUUUAAGUGAAAAUUCCAGACUAUUCCAGAUAAUAAAAUUUAUGCUUUCAAUUAAGCAAAGUAUGUCCUCUCUGCUUCUUUGGAAUUAGGAGAAGGAAAAAUGUUUUUAAGUGUGUUGUAAUAAUUGCUAUAAUAGUUGUAAUUGACGUUAAGACUUUCAAGACCUGAUUAUUUCCUGAAAGUAGUGUUUGAAUUUUUUUAGUGAAGGCAUAUCCCUCCCAUGAAAUACAAACUUACUUUAUGUGGCAUAUAUCCACUGUCUUAGCAAUGAUAGCUAUAUUUUCACAGAAAUAUUAAUGAUAGCUUCAGUGGAAGCUGUGGGGUGAAAAAUAAUGAACAACUUAAUAAUUGCUCGUUUACACCUUUGAUAAUAAGAUUUUUUUUUUCCUGGUGUUUCUGUUCUUUUGUCUCUAUAUUUAAGAACACGAAAACACUAGCUUCCAGCUAAAAGUGAGGAAAAUAAGAAGUGAGACUUGUAUCUGAAACCUCUUGUUUGUUGUCUUUGAGAAUUUGAAUGCCUUUUAUGGUCAUAAAAGGCUGAGUUCAGCAUGACUUUUUUUCUCUUGAAAGAAUGAAGUGUUCCAAGGUCAUGCUGUCCCUGCUCAAUUGAGUGUUUGGAGGGUCAGUAGAGAAGUUAAACUGGGAUCAAUAUAAUUGCAAGGGUAUGCAUUUGCACUCCUACUAAUUCUAGAUAGUUCUGCUGUAGCUGGAGGUCAGGGUCUGUAGCAUCUGGAAAAAGGGGAAAACAAGUGUUUAAUAUUUGUAGAUUGAUGUAACUGGCAUUAAUGACAAUCUAACAAAGUGCACAUAAGCAUAACAGAGAUCCCUCCAUGUAAAAACAAAGUAAAUGCCCAUUAGACUUAUAUUUUUAUGACAUCCUUGUGUUGAAUAAUUAUAUUUUAUUAUAGGCAUUACAUUUUCUUUUUUUUUUUUAGAUUAAAAUUGCUCCAUUUGAGUCAUUGACAUGUAUUUUUAAGCUUUGACUGAAUUUUGAGACAUUCAUAAAUGUCUUACAUUGAUGUUUGGGGUGUAUGUGACAUUUAAUGUGACCGCUUAGCAAAACUGAUGCAAAAUGCUUUCUAGAGCAACUGAGGGUUGUUAUUAGUUUUAAAGCCAACUUUUCACUGACAUGAUAUUUCUGAGCUUAACAUUAAUAGUAACAAAAUUUCUUUGUGCAUGAGCAUUUUGGAAGAUAAGAUGAAGUAAAAUGCAGUGUGAUUUGAAUUCUAUUUAAUGUAUUUUUUGUCUAGGAUCUUAGAAGAGAUGAUAUAUUUUCUAACGUGUUAGUAGUCGUAAUAAAUACGAUAACAUAGCUAA
This is a messenger RNA of Corvus hawaiiensis (hawaiian crow), 3296 nucleotides long. RefSeq names its product shieldin complex subunit 3 (gene SHLD3). NCBI's taxonomy places the organism in Eukaryota, Metazoa, Chordata, Aves, Passeriformes, Corvidae. The coding region runs from base 967 to 1716 and encodes 249 amino acids. The transcript has 2 exons. Gene Ontology annotation, biological process: positive regulation of isotype switching; positive regulation of double-strand break repair via nonhomologous end joining; negative regulation of double-strand break repair via homologous recombination. The record is from RefSeq and is a predicted model, not a curated record.